AUGUCUCUAGACUACUCUUUCUCGUUUGGUCCAACGACCCCUCCUCAAUUCUCAUAUGAAGAGGCUCUCAAUGACGCUUCAUUCGUCAUGGGUCACAGCCGCUCAAGCUCUCACGCUUCGGCUUCAAUGUAUUCUCAAGAAUCGUCACCAGAACCUUUCACUACAACUGGCAUGACUACUCCAGCUCGCUCUCCAAUCCGCCAACAUGGCCCUCUCUUGCUCCCCAAAAUCCGCCCACAAGAUCAAGAGAUUCAGCCAUCACCACCAAAGAGAUCCAAGACAGCCAUGUCAUCAACUCGCUAUAGACCAACUCACAACCGAAGCUAUACCAACCCAGAAUCAAUCUCUUUCAUGCCACAGUCAGACAACUUCCCAUCACACACCCGCUCAAUGUCUACUUUGUGCUCACCAGUAGCAUUUGCACCAGCUCAUGAGCGUAGAGCCUCAAGUGUUGGCCUUGAUGGUCAAACUCUAGAGAAAUUCGGCUUCCCAACAUACCGUCAGAUGCCAUCAUACGUAUCCAACACUAAUCAGCCUGAAACUUUCGUGCCAGCAUAUUACCAAACUCCACAGCGCACUCCAUCUCCUCUUCAGAACAGCUGCAUCCUCGAAGAAUCACUGGCAGUUUCGCCAAUUGAUGAUGGCAACAACACCACCUUGAUGACAUACCUCUCAUCGCCAAACCCAGCGCCAGCUCUAGUCCGCCAACUCAACAUCCAUCUCCGAGACUCAAAUACCAAGCACUUCUGGUGGGACAUCCGACAAAUCCGACCAUGGACAUCCUUCAACCCAACCACCAUCUCUUCCGUCCCAGGUCUCUCCGCCCUCCUAAACAUCAACCUCCCAACCUCCACCUUCCCCAUCCCCUCCCGCACCUCCCUCCAACCAGAAACCGAAUCCGACCUCCAAAACAUCUACACAACCUUCUACGGCACCAAACUCAACGCCGCCCUCUCCCUCUCCCUCGGCACCCGCCACAUCAUGAUGCGCGCCUCCAAAUCCGCCACCGAGCCCUCCUUCAUCUCAAACUACACCGACGACACCUCGGCCCUCAUCUUCGGCCGCGGCCUCGGCCGCGUCGUCGGUCUCGUCAAGUCCUUCGACCGCUGGAACACCGGCAUGCGCGUCGAAGGCAACCACCGCAAAGUCGAAUACCUGCGCGGUCUCUCCCACCUGCACCAACACAUGCGCUCCCACGGCUGCCGCUACGGCUUCAUCAUGACGGAGAUCGAACUCGUCGUCGUCCGCAACGGCGGCGAAUCCACCCCGCAUUUCGGAUACCUCGAGAUCCAAACGAUCCAACUCAACGCGCACGAUUCCCCGGAAGUGAACACCUCCUUUGACGGCUCGUAUGAUGAAGAAGAGGUUAAACCCCCGAAAAUGACAGCCCUCCUCGCGCUCUGGUACCUCCAUAUGCUUGCGCGAGAUGAUACGCUUCCUGGGCAGGUCGGCUGGAAAUCGGAGAUUGGGGCUCCGGCGGAGGGGACGAGACGGAAGUGUCUGCCGAAAGAUGAGUGGAUCCCGGAACCGCAGCUGGCGGAGAAGAGGGAGGCGAAGAGGGCGAGGGGGUGGGUGUGGCCUGAGGAGAGCGUGGGGAGGAAGGAGUUGGGGAAGAGGGGGGUGAGGUAUAAUUGCUAG
Molecule: messenger RNA, 1638 nt
Organism: Glarea lozoyensis ATCC 20868
Lineage: Eukaryota; Fungi; Ascomycota; Leotiomycetes; Helotiales; Helotiaceae
Exons: 1
Coding region: 1-1638 (545 amino acids)
Source: RefSeq, a predicted model, not a curated record